CUGCAUGGGCUGGGAUUGUGAAAGGAUCAACAUGCCUUUAGCUAGAGAGUUACUGCAUCCUUCCUUGGAGGAGAAAAAGAAAAAACAUAAAAAGAAACGGCUGGUUCAAAGUCCAAAUUCUUACUUCAUGGAUGUAAAAUGUCCAGGUUGCUACAAGAUUACCACAGUUUUCAACCACGCUCAGACAGUAGUGCUUUGUGUAGGCUGUUCAACAGUGCUGUUCCAGCCAACAGGAGGAAAAGCCAGACUCACAGAAGACUGUUCAUUUAGAAGUAAGCAACACUAAUGAUCCACACAACUUCUUGAAUUUGUGUUCUAUUGCAGAAAGCCUUAUCAGUUCAUUAAUUCCAGUUAAUCUACCAAGAUAAUGUAAUUAUAUUUAAUUUUGUAAAGUAUACAGCAGCAGUCUCCUCUUUUGGUGUCAGUUUUUCAAUAAAGUUUUGAU
Messenger RNA from Dama dama (fallow deer), 445 nucleotides. Its product is annotated as small ribosomal subunit protein eS27-like. The record is from RefSeq and is a predicted model, not a curated record. The transcript has a single exon. The coding region runs from base 5 to 286 and encodes 93 amino acids. Gene Ontology annotation, molecular function: RNA binding; structural constituent of ribosome. NCBI's taxonomy places the organism in Eukaryota, Metazoa, Chordata, Mammalia, Artiodactyla, Cervidae. Gene Ontology annotation, biological process: translation; ribosomal small subunit assembly. Gene Ontology annotation, cellular component: cytosolic small ribosomal subunit; ribosome.